Oncorhynchus gorbuscha (pink salmon) is the source of this 1659-nucleotide messenger RNA. RefSeq names its product RUN domain-containing protein 3A-like. The record is from RefSeq and is a predicted model, not a curated record. The transcript has 4 exons. Lineage: Eukaryota; Metazoa; Chordata; Actinopteri; Salmoniformes; Salmonidae. The coding region runs from base 30 to 548 and encodes 172 amino acids. Gene Ontology annotation, cellular component: cytosol.
GUGUGUCUGCGUCUGGGUCUGUGUCUGUGAUGCAGGGCUACCUGGAGGAGCUGGUGCGUCUGCGGGAGUCCCAGCUGAAGAACGUGGAGACGGAGAACAAGAAGCUGAGUGUCAGGCUGGAGGAGCUCAGAGUCCAGAGCCUGCAGGAGAAGAAGGAGCUGGAGUCCAUCGUACUGGAGCUGCAGGCACAACUCACUGCCCUCAUCCCCUGUGAUUCCUCCCACCUGACUAAGGAUCUGUCCAUCCCUCUGGUCAACCAGUGGCCCUCCAUACGAGGCUACAACAACCAGGGGGACGUCAAGCUCUUCCGCAGGAGAAGCUUCCACAGUUUGGAGCAGCUCUCAGCUGACGUCAGUCUGAACUCUGAUUCCCAGAAGACCGAUGGGCAACAGAACGGAGAUACAGGAAAAGACUACACCCCUUCUAUGCUGGGUCUCUGUGGCUCUCUGGCCUCUCUCCCCAGCUGCAAGUCCAUGUCCAGCCUCAAGUCCAGUGAGUGUCUGGUCAACAUCAGCAUGGAACCCAGCCCUGCACUCUCCCCCAGCUAGGGGGCGCCAUGCCAACAGAGCUAUGUCUGCCCAGCGCAAAGCCAACAACCAACCAACCCCAACCGCCUGCCUGAACCUGGAGACACUCAAUAGAUCAUGAACAUCUACCUACCUACUGUCACUAUUAACACAGUUACCAACAAAACCCUUUUUCAACCAAACCCUUCUCCAACCAACUCCACUCAACCCACUGCUUCAUAUCUGCAAAGAUUAGAGGGGGAAAAGCUCUUCAAUAUUUCUGGAUUUUUGUGUGGAUUAAAUUAAAGUUAUAAUGAAACUAAAAGGAUCCUAGUUCGUCUGUGCCCCUCCUCACCCACACCCUCCCUCCUCACCCACACCCUCCCUCCUCACCCACACCCUCUCUCAUAUCCUCACACUGUCCAUCCUGCUCUUUCACUGUUGUGUGUGUGAAUUCCUAUGUCAAAAUGUUGGCCUGUAUUUAAUGCCUUUUGGACUCAUCUAACUAGCGUAAUUCAAAGAUACAAAACUAUCCAAAAGCAUAUUUAUUUAUCUAUUUAAAUUCUCCUCCUCUAGAUCUCCUUAUCCAAGUCUUUCUCUGCACCUGACACAUCUGGUCAUUGUACUGUCUGUGUGUCAGUCUGUCCCAGCCCUGCCUCAGCCUAUACUAUCCUCUUGCCUGCCUGUCAAAAUGACAGACAAACUGGAAUGAUGCAUUUGCGAUUAAGUCAGAACACUUGGAGGAGAAGGAUGAACUGAAUUCUAACAAAAACAUCAGCUAUUCUUAGGUAUUUGUGAGUGGCUGCAGGUUGAGUGUUGCUAACAUAGUGGCUAGAUGUGUAUUUGAUGCAUGUGUCUGAAUGAUAUUGGCAUUGUUCCUCCAUUGUACUGGGUUUUGGAUGGCCUGAAUCUCCAGAUCACUGACCUGUUUGAGUAAUCAGACAUUACUGUUUCAGUAUGUGUUCAUGUGUGCAGCAAUUGGUUACGUCUGUCUAUCAACAGUUUUGUUGUCACUUUGCUUUUUAUAUUUUGUUGAUGAAUCUGAUUUUAUAAAUCAAGUGUUCUGUUAUUUUUACACAUGCAUAUUUGGUUAUUUUUGUUCAAUGACCAAUGCUAUUAGUUGCAAUAAACUGCCUUAUUUUUGUUAUGUCAA